AUGUUCUACAGCCAUGAAAUCCUCACAUCACCAGAGCAUGGUGUCGCGACAAUAUGGCUAGUUGCAACUCUAGGAUCCCGGUCCAUUGCUAGAAGACUAAACCGAAAAGCGAUCCUGGAUGUGGAUGUCCCCAAUGCAUGCCGAGUUAUCAUCAAUCCCGAAGCCCCCAUGGCUCUUCGACUGCAGGGGAGCUUGCUUUACGGAGUCUCUCGAGUGUAUAAUCAACAGUGUGGGUACACGUUGCUUGACACACAGGCCAUGCACGACAAGAUGGUCUCCAAGUUGAAGAUUAUUCAGGGAAGUGGGCUUGAUCCCACUGCCGGACAGACCAGACCUAGCAAUCUGAUCCUACCUUACGACCCAUCUUUCCUGCCCGAGACAGCCCUCCCGGGACUUGAGAUUGACUUGUCCUACUUCACUGCCACCACGGAUGACAGCUCAACCCAGCUCAGCGGUCUUUGGACCAAGUCGCCCAGUAAUAGCUUGUCUGGCACUUCACAACUUUCAAGCCUGCGCCUUGAGCUCCCAUCGGAUGAUAUCCUAGGAGACGGUACUAUCCUUGGACUUGAUGAGAUCAAUGAGUCUGCGCAGAAGAAAGACGCCUUUAGCAACAUGACGGGGCUAGGGUUAGGCAAUGAAGAGGGUGUUCUCCUUCAACCUGACUUUGAAUUUGACGAGGAUGGCAAUAUCAUCGAGCUUGGUGACAGAGUGUCCCCACGUACAAGGAAGUCCACUGUUGGUCCGAGGGAAAGCGAAGGACCGAUAGACGACAAACAACACCAGCUCCGUGCAGACUCUAUGCAGAUUGACAACGAGGAAGUCAGAGUGACUGAUACCAACGAUAUGAUGGAGCUCGACGCCCAAACUGCAGAUCCGGCAAUUCUCCAGCGAAAUGAAAGCCUUGAUAGGAUUGAAGAAACAAUUGAGAUUCCACCAGUGAGGACGCGCCGGGUCAGGCGCCCAAAGGAGAUCAGCUAUGAUGAUACCACAGCGCUUCGAAAUAUGACGUUGGCUCAAUGGAACAAUGAAUACGUUGCCAACAUGAUCGAAGCAAUGAAGCAAAAGCAGCAAAAUAAGAUUCCAACCAUUUCAAAGAAGAAUGCUGCUUUCUGGGUCUUCGGCCAGGGGAUCGGCUCGGUUGGAGUCGGACUGGGAAUAGACCAUGAACCUCAUCCGCUCAACCUCUACUCGGGCGAGAAUCUCUUUGAAGCCGUUGGUGGAUACCCUCAACGAAAUCGGCGAAAGCGCAGCGCAGAUGACGAUGAAGGUUCCGUGGGACGUCGAGUACGCGCGAGAGACGAACAAGCAGGACAUCUCAGCCGUGAGAACAUCGACCGUCUCAACAUGGAAGUUGAACUCGGCCGUGAUGCCCCUUCGAGUCUAUUCGAUGACCACUCAUCCCAGAUGCCAUGGAAUAUCACCGCCUCUAUUCAAAGUUCUCGACAAAGACAUCGAGUCGGCAGUGUCAGCGAGCUUUCUUCACAGGGACGCAAGGCCCGAAGCCGUCUGACAAGCGCCAGUCCCCUUGCCGGGCGCAGCUAUCUCGAGGGCCAGGACCGGCUUAGCGCCGAGCUACUGGGAGAGUUCGGGGACGACCUAGAUCUCACCCGAUAUCUCGAAGGCGAGCUUGCGACAGACCGCGAGAAGAUCAGCUCACUGUCGCCAAGCAAGCGCUCUGCUCUCGAACAUGCCAAGUCAACUCUUGAUCGGGAAAGCUUGAACUUCAUAGAAUUCAUGAAGAACAAGAUAGGUACUGCUAAUGGCGAAGUAGGAACCACACAAAGCCCAAACAUCAACAUGUCUAGCCCGGUCCGGGCCAGACUUGGUCAGACGAAGUUCGCGAGUCUUCUCCCUCCUGAGAGUACGACCCGAGCUGUCGCGACUCAGGCUUUGAUGAAUGUUCUCACUCUCGCUACAAAGGGUGUGCUGCAUGUCCAUCAGGAUGGGUACGUCGAUGAAAGUACCGAGUGGGCAGUCCGUUAUCGCUAUGGCGAGAUUUUCCUGCGACUAUCUGGAAUGUGA
Molecule: messenger RNA, 2022 nt
Organism: Penicillium griseofulvum
Lineage: Eukaryota; Fungi; Ascomycota; Eurotiomycetes; Eurotiales; Aspergillaceae
Product: Rad21/Rec8 N terminal domain protein
Exons: 6
Coding region: 1-2022 (673 amino acids)
Biological process (GO): synaptonemal complex assembly; replication-born double-strand break repair via sister chromatid exchange; mitotic sister chromatid cohesion
Cellular component (GO): cohesin complex; synaptonemal complex
Molecular function (GO): protein binding; chromatin binding
Source: RefSeq, a predicted model, not a curated record